AUGAAGAAACUACUCGUUCACUUUGUUACAUUAGUCACCGACUCACGUGUCACGUCGUUCGAAAACAGCGUAUCCGCACGUGACGUAACCACUGUCAUACACAUUUCAGUUUCGCACCGCACGAGGCAGUUUCUGAUGGCGGAUUGGGGCCCUGUGGUGAUCGCUGUGAUCCUGUUCGUGCUUUUGACACCGGGACUUCUCUUUCAGAUUCCGGCGAGAGGUCGAGUGGUCGAGUUCGGGAAUAUGCAGACUAGCGGCGCGUCGAUUCUCGUCCACACCAUCAUUUUCUUCGGUCUUAUCACCAUCUUCACCAUCGCCAUUCGUCUUCACAUCUAUACCGGUUAA
Molecule: messenger RNA, 345 nt
Organism: Microthlaspi erraticum
Lineage: Eukaryota; Viridiplantae; Streptophyta; Magnoliopsida; Brassicales; Brassicaceae
Source: the annotation of a GenBank genome assembly